UUUUUCCUCCAAUUAAUCUUAAUAAGAAAUGGCCAUGGAAACACUCCACCGAUACUCACUCCGUUUCCGCCCGAUAUCUCUUGCCGAUAAAUGCCUUAAACCCGGCUCACCCGCCCCGGUAUUUCGAAAAACCCGAAUACCCAUUUCGGUACUCGGAUCUUCCAACCCGAAACCGCUAUUCGGUACCGGUUUCGUGACCCGGAAACCUUACAGCUCAGCUCCCAGUUCCAUUCCCAGAGCAGGGUGGCUUCUGGGUCUCGGAGACAAGAAGAAGACGAGCUUGCCCGAUAUCGUGAAGGCGGGCGACCCGGUUCUCCACGAACCGGCCCGAGAAGUUGGUGUUGAGGAAAUCGGGUCGGAGCGGAUCCAGAAGAUAGUUGAUGAUAUGGUUCGGGUUAUGAGACAGGCUCCUGGGGUCGGUCUAGCUGCUCCUCAGAUUGGAAUUCCUCUAAAGAUAAUAGUUUUAGAAGAUACAAAAGAAUAUAUCAGUUAUGCACCCAAGGAAGAGACCAAAGCACAAGAUAGACGACCUUUUGAUCUUCUGGUCAUUUUCAACCCAAAGCUUAAGAAGAAGAGCAACCGGACUGCACUAUUUUUUGAAGGGUGCCUGAGUGUUGAUGGAUUUAGAGCAGUGGUGGAGCGGUACCUUGAUGUUGAGGUUGCAGGUUUGGAUCAAUAUGGCCAACCCAUCAAAAUAGAUGCUUCUGGCUGGCAGGCCCGUAUUUUACAACAUGAGUGUGAUCAUUUGGAGGGAACUCUUUACGUUGAUAAGAUGAUUACCAAAACAUUCAGAACAGUAGAAAACUUGGACUUACCACUUGCUGAGGGAUGCCCCAAGCUUGGUGUUCGUUAGAUGCUAGUUGAUGGUUCCAGAGCUGGACGCUCCAGAGGCUUUGGUAUGCAGUCUUGUUAGACUUGGUCGAAGUGAUUCCAUUACCGCAUCUGGAUGCAAUUGACUGUGCCAAAAAUCAAGGUUUUUUUCAAGACUGAAAAUGGCCGUAUCUUUUAAUUUGAGGUGUCAUCUUCUAGGCAAUUAGCUAAGAUUUCAAGAUUAGUAACGCUCAUGUUAUGCAAUUUUUUAAAACAAUGUAACUUAUAUCAAAGACAAAAGAUCCAGAAGAGAAAUUUACUCUUGAAUUA
This is a messenger RNA of Quercus robur (English oak), 1140 nucleotides long. Its product is annotated as peptide deformylase 1A, chloroplastic. NCBI's taxonomy places the organism in Eukaryota, Viridiplantae, Streptophyta, Magnoliopsida, Fagales, Fagaceae. The transcript has 4 exons. The record is from RefSeq and is a predicted model, not a curated record. The coding region runs from base 29 to 853 and encodes 274 amino acids. Gene Ontology annotation, biological process: N-terminal protein amino acid modification; peptidyl-methionine modification. Gene Ontology annotation, cellular component: chloroplast; mitochondrion. Gene Ontology annotation, molecular function: peptide deformylase activity.